CUGAACCUGACUGACCACAUCCGAAACAUGUUUCGCUGGGUCUUUUUUUGACAAUUUUUUUACAAGUAUGCCACUACUCCAGCGCCUACUCGACUUCGGACUGUAUGCAUGUGGGACUGUCAGGGUUAACAGAGUUGGUUUUCCUAAGGACUUGAAGAAACCUCGAGAACUAACUAACCGUGGGGACUUCAAGAUUCUUCAACAUGGUGACACCAACUUGACAGCUACUGUGUGGAAAGACAUGAGGCUUAUUCACCACAUGUCUACCCUCAGCGAUCCGUGUGACACAAGGGAUGCCCAGCGACGGUUUGGUAGGGAAGUCUUACAACUUCGUCAGCCCCACACAGUGUUUGCGUACAAUAAGUUUAUGGGUGGAGUGGACUUACAUGACCAAUUCAGAGCAAAGUAUAGUGUAGGCAGUUGUUCCAAAAAGUGGUGGAAGUAUCUCUUUUGGUUUUGCCUCAACUGUGCUAUAGUGAACGCUCAUAUUGUUUACAAGGCCGUGUUAACCAGACCAACAAAGAGGAAGCGCUUCACCCAGUUAGAGUUUAGACAGGAACUUCUUCGUUCACUUAUUGGCGGGUUCUCAAAAAGGAAACGUACUACUGGGGGUGUCGUCUUCAAACCACUGGUUGACACUGAGAACAUUUCUGGUCAUGUGAAUGUUAGGAUGCCUGGGGCCAGAACAACAUGAAAAUAUCACAGAAAGCAACUCAAUGUAAGGAGGGAUACACAAUAUGGAUGUUCUAUAUGUAAUGUUCACUUGUGUAAAGAGUGUCACGUACAUUACCACAACCUGGCAGCAGCAUAGUGUGACUAAAAAUAUGGAA
This is a messenger RNA of Ruditapes philippinarum (Manila clam), 830 nucleotides long. RefSeq names its product piggyBac transposable element-derived protein 5-like. Lineage: Eukaryota; Metazoa; Mollusca; Bivalvia; Venerida; Veneridae. The coding region runs from base 68 to 694 and encodes 208 amino acids. The transcript has a single exon. The record is from RefSeq and is a predicted model, not a curated record.